This is a messenger RNA of Enterospora canceri, 672 nucleotides long. The record is from the annotation of a GenBank genome assembly. Lineage: Eukaryota; Fungi; Microsporidia; Enterocytozoonidae.
AUGAGGGAUGAGAUGGGUAAUAAGGUGGGAGAGUAUUCAGAAGGAGGACUGAAUGAAAUGAGGCAGAUUGAAAUUGAGAAUUGUAAAUGGGCUGAAUUCAACCAAAUUGAUCUGAAUCAGGUUGACUUGGGUUUGAGGAUGUCUGAUAACACGUUGUUGAUGUACCAUCUGGCACUGCAUAGAGCUAGUAGAUUCCAGAUUAUUCCAUUGAACUACAUCAAAUCAACCACAUUUCUGAAUAACACAAUUCCAUCAGUUUGUACUACGAAUUCAAUAGUGGCAUCUAUGAUGGUUCUAUCAUACUAUAACAACUCUAACUACUUCAUACACCAAUCAGUGAUGAAAAUAGGACUAGGUAGACGAAAUCAGGAAUGUAAUACGUGUGGAGUGCCAAAUUAUUUAUGUAGAUUCAGUAGCAGAACAAGAUUAGCACAUUUAUUUGAUUAUUUUGGAAUUGAUGAGAUAAUAAUAGGUGAUGAAAUAUAUAGUAGAGGUGAUAAGAGGACGAUUAAGAUUGAACUAAUGCGAUUUAACAAGAUGUUUGGGAUGUAUGAGAAAGAUGAAUACAGGAAACGAAUCUAUUUGGAGGUGACUAGAAACAAAAAACAAGGACGAAUAGCCGUAAUGAAUAGAGGUGGUGUCUACAUAAAACCACAAAUCAAUAGGAAAUAG